Colletotrichum navitas is the source of this 1857-nucleotide messenger RNA. RefSeq lists its product as uncharacterized. The record is from RefSeq and is a predicted model, not a curated record. The coding region runs from base 1 to 1857 and encodes 618 amino acids. NCBI's taxonomy places the organism in Eukaryota, Fungi, Ascomycota, Sordariomycetes, Glomerellales, Glomerellaceae. The transcript is spliced from 6 exons. Gene Ontology annotation, molecular function: flavin adenine dinucleotide binding; oxidoreductase activity, acting on CH-OH group of donors.
AUGUCACUCGCUGCCGCGGGCUCACCGGACGAGUACGAUUAUGUUAUCAUCGGCUCUGGCCCUGGAGGCGGCUCUCUUGCGGCAAACUUGGCAACUAGCGGGAACUCUGUCUUUCUCAUCGAGGCCGGCGGGGAUAGGUCGGAAGACCUCAGACAGGUUUUGCCUGUCCUUUCCCCUAAUGCUGCUGAGACGCCCGGACACUCAUGGCAGUUUUUUGUCGAGCAUUAUGCUGACCCCGAGGUGGCUCGUCGCAACCCGAGGUACACCUACCGGACGAUGAAUGGAACGCUGUACUACGGCCUGGAGCCUCCUUCUGGAGCUGAACCGUUAGGUGUUAUGUACCCGAGGGGUGCUACCUUGGGAGGCAGUUCUCAGGUCAAUGCCAUGAACUUCAUCUGGGCGCCCGAUAACGAAUGGGAUAACAUUGCCAAUCUCACCGGGGAUCACUCAUGGCAUCAUGAUCAAAUGCGCCGGCAUUUCAUGGACCUUGAGAACUGCACCUAUGUCCCCGGGAGUACCGAAGGCCAUGGGUUCGAAGGUUAUCUAGAUUCGAGCUUGGGCGAUGCCUCGGGUCUUUUGGCAAAUGAAAAUGCCGCUCAGUUCAUGGCCGAGUUCUUUCUUGAAGCUGAGGGUGUCGAGAUUGACAGCACCGAAAGUAUGGCGGAGCUCUUUAACCGCGACAUAAAUGGAGCUCCAAACGACCGAUACCAAGGCGGUUUUAUCUUUAAUACUCCUGCUGCUGUUUCACCUACUAUAGGCGGCAGAAGCAGCAUCGCGAGAUACAUCAAGAGUGUCAUUGCUGCCGGUCACCCCUUGACUGUUAGCUUUCACUCUCUGGCUACCAGGGUCCUCACGAGAAAGUCGUUUUGGGGCAAGCCAAAAGCGUACGGGGUGGAAUACAUAGUUGGCGAGGGACUGUACUCUGCAGAUGGGCGCUAUGAUCCCUCUCAGACCGCUGAGACCCGGACAGUCAAGGCCAAGAAGGAGGUUAUUGUUUCAGGCGGCGCCUUCAACACGCCUCAAAUCCUUAUGCUGAGUGGCAUUGGCCCCCGCAGCGAGCUGGAGAAGCAUAAUAUCCCCAUUGUGGCCGAUGUUCCCGCUGUUGGAAACUUCCUGCAAGACAACUAUGAGGUCCCUUUUGGCAUCGAGGCUGAGGAGCCCUGGGUCAACGAGGGCGAGUCUCCGUGCACCAAAACGUUUAACGAGAAUGACCCAUGUUUUGUGCAGUGGCAGGAGACACGGGAUGGGCCUUACGCCUCACGCGCAGGGCUCUCUGCGAUUACUCGUACUAGCGUAAGCCACGACGAUGACUCGGAUAUCCUCUACCUUGCCGUCCCCGGCCUUGGAGGAUUUGGUGGCUUCUACCCGGGAUUCUCCAACAGAACCGUCAGUCCAACUUCGUGGGGCUUCCCUAUCAUUAAGAUGCAGACCCGCAACACCGCCGGAACUGUCAGACUUCGGUCCACCGACCCAAGGGAGGCUCCGGCUAUCAACUUCAACUAUUUCUCCGAGAAUGCCGAUACAGACUUCCAGGCAGUUGGCGAGGCCAUAGAUCUGCUGCGCCGCGCUUUCGACGCAACCGGUAUCACGUACAAGGUAGUCUACCCAGACCCCAGCAUGGAUCUUAGGCAAAGCAUAAUGGACUUGGCCUUCAGCCACCACGCAACGUCAUCAUGCCGUAUGGGUCCUACUAGUGACCCAGACUACUGCGUUGACUCCAAGUUCCGAGUAAACGGUGUCGAUAAGUUACGCGUUGUAGACGCUUCUGUUUUUCCUCGCUCACCCGGCGGUAUGCCUAACGGGCCGACCUUUACUAUCUCUCGCAAAGCCUACGAGGUUAUUAUGGAGGGAUCAUAA